CUCCAACAGGAACAGGAAAUACAGUGGUGAUAAUGGUUGGUUAUCCAAAAGGAAUAGAGAUAUUGGAGCCAGUACGAAGAGGGAUUCCAGUAAAAAUGACUAUUGUUGUUGGCACACGACACGUACAGGAAUAUAUUAGUGGUCAGUCGGUUGUGUUUGUAGCCAUCGCCUUCAUCACCAUGAUGAUUAUAUCGCUCGCUUGGCUCAUAUUUUAUUAUAUACAACGCUUCCUGUAUACAGGGUCACAGUUUGGAAACCAGGGACAUAGGAAAGAAACCAAGAAAGCGAUCAGCCAGCUUCAGCUACAUACCGUGAAACGAGGAGAAAAGGGUUUAGAUGUUGAUGUGGAAAACUGUGCUGUGUGCAUUGAGAACUAUAAACUGAAAGACACCGUCCGAAUUCUGCCAUGCAAGCACAUCUUCCAUAGAACGUGCAUUGACCCUUGGCUUUUGGACCACCGAACUUGUCCAAUGUGUAAACUAGACGUUAUCAAAGCUUUGGGAUACUGGGGUGACCCUGAAGAUGUACUUGAAGUUCCAAUACCCGAAUCAAUAAGUGGCAGCGUUUCAGUCGGAAGUCUGAGUAUUGCUUUACAAGAUGAUGACAGAAACGAAGUAAGCGAAUUGUCAGCUUCUUCCACUAAUGAAUCUGUAUUGCAAUGUACCAGUUCAAAAGAGGAUGCAGGUGAAACCACAGCGUUACUUGAUGUGGAUGUCAGUAAUAACCGUCAUGGAGAACAUCUAUCUAACGGAAAUUCCCACUGAACUGCUUCGUGGAAGAUAUCUUGAAUAGACUGUUGAAGAACUAUUAUUUUUUAUUUAAUUAGUAUGGACUCUUGUCUAGUUAACGGAAAAAUAACAAUGUAAAUUAUUUUACCUUUCAAACUUUUCUAGCUGGUGUUCCAAAAGGGCUAAUAACUAAGAAUUUUGUACACAGGAGGAUUUUAUAAAAUCUCCUCUGGAUGUCUCAUCCUAAAAGAAGAUGCAAUAACCCUUUUUUCUGUAAGCAUUGUUACAAUGUCAUUGUGUUCCAGAGGGCUGUAACAAAGAUGAAGACUAGGCAGUGAAAACAAUGUAGAAUGUCUAACGGAGAAAUAUUUUGGAUGCACUAUUUACAUUCAGUAUGUACACAUGGAGAACACUUACAAGACUAUAACUAUUAAAAUGUUCUGAAAGUUCUGAUCUGUUGUAACUGGAGAUGGAUAUUCUUAGGAAAGAUAUAAUUUAACCUUGAAGGAAUCAAAUAACUUCGUGGAUAUGUUGCAUAUCC
Messenger RNA from Charadrius vociferus (killdeer), 1269 nucleotides. RefSeq names its product ring finger protein 149 (gene RNF149). The transcript is spliced from 6 exons. The coding region runs from base 33 to 764 and encodes 243 amino acids. The record is from RefSeq and is a predicted model, not a curated record. NCBI's taxonomy places the organism in Eukaryota, Metazoa, Chordata, Aves, Charadriiformes, Charadriidae.